Messenger RNA from Alternaria postmessia, 420 nucleotides. RefSeq lists its product as uncharacterized. The transcript is spliced from 2 exons. Lineage: Eukaryota; Fungi; Ascomycota; Dothideomycetes; Pleosporales; Pleosporaceae. The record is from RefSeq and is a predicted model, not a curated record. Bases 1 to 420 code for a protein of 139 amino acids.
AUGGAGAUAGGCUGUGCCAUCGCUGGCAGCGCCGAUGGUAGCGUUGGUGAGGCGAUCGAAUGGUGCCGGUACCACCCGUACGAAGAGGGUAUCGAUCCAGAGCUUGAAGGUGUUAUGACUACUCUUGUGGACCAAGAGCGGCCGCUCGAGAGCAGUGUAAGAAGACUACACGCAAAGAAAUGGAAGGAUUAUCUUCAAGCCGCCGAGGACGACCUUCCAAAGUCUAUCUACGACAUGCUCCCACCAUGUGAGAUCCCUUGGGUCACCAAAGUGACCACUGCAAAUAGGCCUGACGGAGAGACUGAUGGCGAAGAGAUUGAUGGCGGAGAGACUUAUGACGGAGAGACUUAUGACGGAGAGACUUAUGACGGAGAGACUUAUCACGAAGAGAUUGAUGGCGAAGACAUUGAUGAAGGAUGA